Saprolegnia diclina VS20 is the source of this 1572-nucleotide messenger RNA. Its product is annotated as translation initiation factor 5. Bases 167 to 1516 code for a protein of 449 amino acids. NCBI's taxonomy places the organism in Eukaryota, Oomycota, Saprolegniomycetes, Saprolegniales, Saprolegniaceae. The transcript has a single exon. Gene Ontology annotation, cellular component: cytosol. Gene Ontology annotation, molecular function: GDP-dissociation inhibitor activity; translation initiation factor activity; eukaryotic initiation factor eIF2 binding. Gene Ontology annotation, biological process: formation of translation preinitiation complex; translational initiation; formation of cytoplasmic translation initiation complex. The record is from RefSeq and is a predicted model, not a curated record.
ACUGGUGGCAUUAGCAAAUUUGCACGGCUCUCGACGGACCCGCUUCCCGCUCCCUCCACGCGCUCCUUCCGACAGCAAGUGCAUGCUUUUGUGUUAUAACCACUGCUUCUGCUACCCCAAGGACAAGAACAAGCCCGUUAUACACGUCUUCUAACACAUUCUCACCAUGUCGAACAUCAACAUUGCCGGUACGACGCCCGUCGACGACCCCGAGUACCGCUACAAGAUGCCACGCCUCGUCGCCAAGAUUGAAGGCCGCGGCAAUGGCAUCAAGACCGUCGUCGUCAACGCGGUCGAGCUGGCCAUGGCCCUCCACCGCACGCCCGGCGAGGUCACCAAGUUCUUUGGCACCGAGCUCGGCGCGCAGUCCAAGUACGACGACAAGACCGAACGCGCGGUUGUCAACGGUGCGUUUGAUCAGUCGGCCAUGCAAGCCCAGCUCUCCAAGUUCAUUGAGCUCUUUGUGCUCUGCCCCAACUGCCGCCUGCCCGAGACCAAGUACAAGUUCAAGGGCAAGGAUGCGAUCUUCCACAAGUGCUUGGCCUGCGGCGCGGUCGAGCCCGUCGACAUGAACCACAAGCUCACGACGUACCUCAUCAAGGAGCACACGGCGGCCAAGCGCGCGGCCAAGUCGGGCGACAGCAAGAAGGAGAAGAAGGAGAAGAAGGCCAAGACUGCCGACGCCGACGCCGACGACGAGCCCAAGAAGGAGAAGAAGAAGAAGGACAAGGACGGCAAGGAGAAGAAGGAAAAGAAGGAGAAGAAGGAGAAGAAGGAGAAGAAGUCGAAGAAGGCCGAGUCCGACUCGGACGACGACACCGCCAUCAAGGCCGACGUCGACUCGGACGAUGAGAUCGAGUGGCACACGGACCUCUCGGCCGAAGCUGUCGCGGCCCGCGCGCGCGAAGCCGAGGCCAUUGAAGCUGCGGCGCAUGCGGCCAUGGCGGCCAACGCGGCCGAGCAGGCGGCGGCCGACCAGGCCGCGGCGGCCCUCGAAAACCUCAACGUCGAUGACGAUGGUGCGAUCGAGUCGGCGGUCGAGUCGCUCACGGCGUUCCUCUCGUCGGCGCGCACGGACGCGGCCAUCUUGGACGAGGUCAUCAAGCAGCAGACGAAUGCGGCGCUGCUGGUGGGCGACCGCUUGGCCAUCUUCUUUGGCGCCGCCUUCACGGCGCAGAUCCUCGCGGCCAACGAGAUUGCCAAGUACGCGCGUGUGCUCGAGAAGCUCGUCGACUCGGAGCGCCUCCAGUUCCAGCUCAUUGCGCUCACCGAGCACUUUUGCGCGGUCAAGGUCCCGUCGCUCCUCAACGCGUUCCCGGUGCUUCUCAAGCUCUUGUACGACGACGAAAUUCUGGCCGAAGACACGAUUCUGUCGUGGUCGGUCGACGAGACGCGCCGCAACUACGCGCACUAUGAAGUCACGGACGCCCAUGCGGCUGCGCUCAAGAAGGCCCUGACGCCGUUCAUCGACUGGCUCGAGAACGCCGAAGAGGAAGAGAGCGACGAUGACGAGUAGGUCGUAAUGGUGAUGGCUAGCCGAGCCUAAUACAUGAUCUUUUGCAUAUUCCUACA